AUGUCGAACCCUACCGAAAGAGCCGCAGAAGAUAAUUACGAGAGAGAAAAUGAUCCUUCGCCCGUGACUGAGGACUUCACAGAGAAUUCAUAUGCCGGAGAGCCCAAGUCAAACUUGAGAGAUCAAGUCCCCGUCCAAGAAGAUGAACAGUCAUUUGAAGAUCCAAUGCAACCUCCAUAUUCCAAUUCUGAUCAGCAGCUUGAGGAGGACGAAAGGGAAGCAAUCAACAAAUCCAAUAUCAUGAGGGGAGAUCGUCUUCGUCAUGCGAAGCCUAGAACCAUGAACAAGUACAAUGAGGGGCCAGAUGAAAGUGAUCUCCCAGCCGGGCUUGAGUGA
Messenger RNA from Penicillium crustosum, 336 nucleotides. RefSeq lists its product as uncharacterized. Bases 1 to 336 code for a protein of 111 amino acids. The record is from RefSeq and is a predicted model, not a curated record. The transcript is spliced from 2 exons. Lineage: Eukaryota; Fungi; Ascomycota; Eurotiomycetes; Eurotiales; Aspergillaceae.